Messenger RNA from Emiliania huxleyi CCMP1516, 1194 nucleotides. RefSeq lists its product as hypothetical. Gene Ontology annotation, molecular function: 2-oxoglutarate-dependent dioxygenase activity. The transcript has 6 exons. Bases 1 to 1194 code for a protein of 397 amino acids. The record is from RefSeq and is a predicted model, not a curated record. Lineage: Eukaryota; Haptophyta; Isochrysidales; Noelaerhabdaceae.
AUGCUCGAUGCCCACUCCGUGCAUCGAGCGCACACUCGCUGCAGCGCGCGUCGGCGGGUUCGCGGCGAGCGGCGAAGCCUGGCCGGCUGUCCGGCGUGGCUCGUUCGAGGCCAGAUCCCCCGGCUGCGAUGGGACGAUCCACUGGUCGAGCAGCACCUCCGGAGCGGAGAGCCGUGCAUCCUGACGGGCGGCUGCCCGCUGGUCGCGUCGCUGGCUCACUGGAGCUUUGACUACCUCGCCGAUGCGCUCGGCCCUCAGAACGCCCUCUCAGUGCACUUCGCGCCUCGCCGAGUCUCUGUGCACGCCCGGCACUACGGCGAGGGACUCGGCGAGGGCGGCGUGCGGCCGAUGAGCUUUCAAAAAUUCGCGCCGCUCCUGUGGUACGACGAGGAGGAGGACGGCUCGCUGAGCGGGUCUGCGCAGCUGGCGGCGGACCUGGGCGAGGCGGCGGGCGCCCUCCCCUUCAAGACGGCCCAGCUGUGGGCCGGCCACGGGGGCGGCGUCACGCCGUGCCACUACGACGCGCUGCACAACUUCCUCGCCCAGUUGCGCGGCUCAAAGCGGCUGCUCCUCCUCCCGCCCUCGGAGAGCUACCGGCUCUACCCGUACCCGGUCGGCCACCCGAUGGACAAUUUUGCGAUGGCAGACCUCUGCGAGCCGGACCUGCGCACCACGCCCGCCCUCGCCGCGGCGCGCGCACUCGAGGGGGAGCUGCACCCGGGCGAGGUGCUCUGGCUGCCGCGGUACCACUGGCACCAGGUGCGGCAGGCGGGGGCGAGCGACGAGAACCUCUCGCUCAACUUUUGGGUCGGCGAGAAGGGCACCACGGAGUUUGCCAGCACGGCGGCGCGCGCCAUCUUUGGGGAGCGGAGCGGCCCGUUCCUCAACGCGCUCGCGGCGGGCGAAGACGGGCGCUGGCCCGCCGGCUCGCGCGCGCGAUCGACCGCGGAGCGGCUGCGCGCGGAGCUCGGCGGCGUGAUCGGCGGCGAGGCUGCUGUCGGCUCGCUGCUGCGCGCGAUGACGCUCGACGGCAGGCUCUGGCCGGGCAUCGCCGCCGACGUGACGGGCGAGGUGGUGUCUGGCGAGCCGCGCCGGGGCAGCCUCCGCCAGACGCCGCCAGAGGAGAUGGCGCGCAUGCUCGAGGCGGAGAUGGCUCGGACGGCGGAGGGGGGGAGAACUCGCGGGGAGGGGUAG